ACUGAACUGUCGCCGCCGUACAGCUCUCGUUACAGUUCUUGUAGACAUUUUGUCGGCUCGGAAAAUCAUGGACGGUUUUAAACUCAGGGAAUGAUACUGCUGAGGUUGUUGAAAAGCCAAAAGACUACGGCGGUUAAUGCCAAACUUAUAUAUUUUGAGGUGGAGAGAGACCUCUAAGUUGGCAUCAUGCCUUUGGCGACGCGAAACAUCGAACCGCGACAUCUUUGUCGCCAGACAUUGCCAAAUACAAUCAAGAGUGAACUGGAGUGUGUGACCAACAUCACACUUGCCAACAUCAUUCGCCAGCUUGGCUCACUUAGUAAGUAUGCGGAGGAUGUUUUCGGCGAACUCUUUGUUCAAGCCAGUGCGUUUGCAGAACGAGUAAACACGCUUGGAGACCGAGUGGACAAGCUGCAGGUUAAAGUCACUCAACUGGACCCAAAAGAGGAGGAAGUUUCUCUUCAGGCAAUCACCUCCCGCAAAGCAUUCCACUCUGAUUCUUACCAGGAUCAGCAGCUCUUUGUUAGGAAAACACUACCACAGCCUAUCGGUGAUACGUAUAAGACUUGCGACCAACCGCCUCCUCUCAACAACCUUAGCGUUUACAGGGAGGAUGGUAAAGAGGCUCUGAAGUUUUACACCGAUCCGUCAUAUUUCUUUGACCUAUGGAAAGAGAAAAUGCUUCAAGAUACCAAGGACAUUAUGAAAGAGAAACGCAAACACAAGAAGAAGAAAGAUGACAACCUUAACCGGAGGAAUUUGAACCCUCGAAAGAUCAAAACUCGUAAAGACGAAUGGGAACGCCUAAAAAUGGGGCAGGAGUUUGUUGUCCCCAAAAAUGAUGCUUUAGGGUCUUCAGAAGGGUUGAAUGGCAGUAUUUGCUCUGAUGAAAUGGGUUAUGGGCACUCCGAUGGGUAUUUGGACCAAAGCACUGGCUCCUACAGUUAUGAUCCUAGCUCUCCUUUGCCACCUCCAAUGCAAGAAGACUUUCCACCCCCACCACCUCCAGACGCGCCGUAUCAUGAUGGACAGCCUGGUGCUCCACCCCAGUCACGUAACAGUCUUUUAAGCCCCUCUCACCCCCCUCCCGCUCCUCCAACGAUGGCAAGUUCUCCCCCUGGUCGUCCAACUGUGGCCCCCCCAAUGGCACCCCCUCCACCUCCACCACCUGGUGGGAUGAUGCCACCUCCACCUCCCAUUGAUUCUCCUCCAUCUCCUCCUCCUCCAUUUUCCAAUAAUACUGCUCCUAUUCCACCUCCACCACCCAUGGAAACCUCUAAUCUGGCUCCUCCUCCACCACCCAUGGGUGGACCACCGCCUCCUCCCCCUCCUCCUCCUCCCCCAGGCCCACCUCCUCCCUCUGCUCCAGCACCACCUCCUUCGGGAGGAGUACCUGCCUCUGCACCCAAAGCCCAGCCUGCUCCUGCUCCUGCUGAUCCCAGAAGUAAUCUCCUUUCUGCUAUCCGUCAAGGAUUUAACUUGCGUAAAGUGGAGGCACAGAGAGAGCAGGAGAAAAGAGAUCACAAUGGCAAUGAUGUCGCAGCCAUCCUGUCCCGCCGCAUUGCUGUGGAGUGCAGCGACUCUGAAGAUGAUUCAUCGGAGUUUGGCGAUGAUGACUGGUCUGACUAAAGCUGUCAUCCGACCCUUCAUCACUUCUGUUAUGACAUAAAGAUCAUUCCUUUUAAGACUUCAGACUUUUCAUAUUAGCUGUUUAUCUUUGAUGAGGCUAAAAGCAAAGUGGUCGAGGGCCAAAGAUUGUCUGUGUAUGUGUGUCUGUCCAGAAAAUUAAGUCUAAUCUAGAGUGUGAAUUAUUUAGUUGAUAAGGAGGUACGGGCCUAGUCCAGCCUUCUCCUGUUACAGAGGGCUUGUACCUUUUGGAUAAUGUGGCCAAAGUAAGGUAAACCGAAAUUGUGUAUGCGCACUUUUGUGCUUGUACUUCCACAUUUUUGCUCUUUAUGCAUCAGUAUCAAACGCAAUGUAACCACAUAAAGCCUUACAAGGCAAGACAUUUUUAAUGUUGAUAUUUAAAAAGGAUACUGCAGUGUACUUACAGUGGGAAGAAAUAACCUGUUGUCUUGGCAGUAUUUUUUCAUUGUAGUUAAAGAAUCACAAACACUCUACUGCCAAAAGCUUUUAAAUGGCUUCUAGGUCUUUCUUAACCGCCUUCUUGUCACUGUGUCGCCAGUUUGCGGCCCUUAUGUCUGACUGAAUGAUGUUAGUGUCAGCAAUUCUGUUAGUAUUUUUUUGUUUAUCUUGUUUUCCAAAGUGCCUGCUUUUCUAAUAAUACAAGUGCCUGAUAUUUUAAAGCCAAACUUGUAGAAAUUACACAAGAUUUUGAGUUGUGGAAUAAUUCCAAAUAUUUUCUACCAGCAAUAUAUUGAAAUAAAGACCUUAAGUAUA
Messenger RNA from Misgurnus anguillicaudatus (oriental weatherfish), 2400 nucleotides. RefSeq names its product WASP family member 2 (gene wasf2). NCBI's taxonomy places the organism in Eukaryota, Metazoa, Chordata, Actinopteri, Cypriniformes, Cobitidae. Gene Ontology annotation, cellular component: lamellipodium; SCAR complex; cytoskeleton. Gene Ontology annotation, molecular function: actin binding; Arp2/3 complex binding; protein kinase A regulatory subunit binding. The record is from RefSeq and is a predicted model, not a curated record. Gene Ontology annotation, biological process: actin cytoskeleton organization; positive regulation of Arp2/3 complex-mediated actin nucleation.